Messenger RNA from Radiomyces spectabilis, 2153 nucleotides. RefSeq lists its product as uncharacterized. The transcript is spliced from 2 exons. Gene Ontology annotation, biological process: small GTPase-mediated signal transduction. Gene Ontology annotation, molecular function: guanyl-nucleotide exchange factor activity. The coding region runs from base 114 to 1940 and encodes 608 amino acids. The record is from RefSeq and is a predicted model, not a curated record. NCBI's taxonomy places the organism in Eukaryota, Fungi, Mucoromycota, Mucoromycetes, Mucorales, Radiomycetaceae.
UUAUAUCUCUGUUUUCCUAUGUUAUAUUUCAUCCCUUGCCGUUUUUCGCUUUCUCACUUUUUUAUUCAUUCUUUUUUCUCAGCACUGCUCCACGUUUUCAUACUUGUAAAUCGAUGGCAAAGGAAGACUUACCACUCAUCCCUUUAUCGCCCCUCAUCCAGUCCUCCAUGGUGUGUGCCGCUCACCUGGCACAAGCAUCCAAAGCCAUGCUGGAGUCGGAAACCUCACGCGAUCUGUCCGUUCGCUUGUUGGAACAAUGCCAGAAGAAGCGGCAAGAACUGGACCAGAUGACACGGCAGAUGCAAUCAAUUCAGACGGCUCUUGCUCUUCAUUUCGAUGCGCCGACACUGGCCAAACAAAUUGCAAUCAUUGAUAGCCAGUUAUUUGCCUGCGUCAAGCCAGUACUUGGGACUACCAUUAUUACUACGCCGAUUCAACGCAUGAUUGACUUUCACCAAUAUUUAAUACACAGUUUCGCUCAUCAACUCAUUUACUUUCACACUCAGAAAUGCGUUCUGGCCGCUCAUUUUGUCCAAGUCGCUUACAUUCUAUUGCACUGUUAUCGAGACUUCUCUGCUUCAGCCGCUAUUAUGCAUGCAUUUAUGCUCGAGUCGGUGCAGCGACUGGACGUUUUUGAGCAUUGCUCUGACCGUAUUCGUCUUUUGUAUGACGAAUUGACAGCAGUUUUGAUCAAGCAGGAUGGACGGUACCUUCACACGCUGCGUAAUAUGUUACAGCACCUUUUAUCGUACCACGAGCAAGAGCUGGAUAAACCUCAAAUAAUUGCAAUUCCCUAUAUCCAAGCGCACCUCCGUCUAGUCGAUCUGGAGCAAGACACUACCGCGUUGAGUUUGAUCGAAGCUUGUCGGCAUUCCGUCACCAACGCAAAAGAGUUGGAGCCAAUUACCGUUGAAGGCAUAGAAUAUCCUAUUGCGCCCGCUAGUCAUCUGCAGGAACUACAGCCAGGUGAUCUGUUGGCCCACCAUUGGCUGAUAUCUCGAGUAUAUCUCACAGCGGAACAACUGAUGAUGGAAAGCCUCGAAAUUUUGCCAGCUUCGUCGUCCAAAGCUCCAAGCGAGGUAGCCAUUCCUGAUGAUAACAACCCAAUCACCACCAGUCAAGCACUGGACCAUGUUAUUCCCCAAGAUGUUCCAACUGGGAACACCACAGCAACAACGGGUAUAGAGGAAAAUGGGCAAGAUCAAGCAGAGGUGCUUGAGCAGUUGGAGGUGUCACAACAGCCUAAACCAUCGGAAGUCUCGGUAGAGCCUGUGAUAUCAGAAGAGCUGGUGGUAUCGAAGCAGCCAGAAAUACUAGAAGGAUCAGAGGUGUCGGAACAACCGGAGACAUUAGACCAGUCGGACAUACCAGGACAGGAUUCAGGGGCGAAGAAGGUUCCAUCAAGCCUCGAAAACAAUCCAGAAUCCGUUUGUUCAAAUAUCGACAAAGCGGUUGUCGAGAUAUCCAGUAUUGCCUCGAUCGAAAACGUGGCUCAACAGGAAGAACACCCGACAGCUUCAGCACAAUCAAAUCAUGACGAGGAACCAGAAGAGAAAAUUAUAGAGUCGCAAGAACGAGAGAUGACGAUGUCAUUUGUGGCAGAGGACAAUGAAAGUGCAGAAAAAGAUAACGAGGAAUCCGAAAUAUGGCAUGGUUAUCCGACGCCUCAAUAUACCCAGAAUGAAGAUGCCGACGACCGUUCAAAUGACGAAGACGAAGUUUGGAAAGGUUACCCAACGCCUGUAGAUGUCCCUUCGAGCCCUGUUGUCCAGCGAUCACCAUCGCACGCUUCGGAGGAGUGGAAGGGUUACCACGCAACAUCGGAAGAGGCUCAAUGGCAAGCUGAAAUCAACCUCAAAGUACAGCAGCAAGAAUGGCUCGGUUACGCAUUAGGUGCUUUAGAUGAAGAUGAAUCUCUCCAACAGCUAUCUGUUACAUAGUAGAAAAUAGUGUAGGGUGCCUAAAAUUCCGCCAAAGGGAAUUCAAAAGUGGCUAAAUUCUGUACAGUUUAAUUGAAAAAUCUGGGUAAAAAUUUUACAAAUCAAAAUUUUUUUAGAGACAAGGUAAUGUUGUUUUAAAAAAAAAAACUGUUUUCACCGCAUUGCGGAGCCGCCACCGCACAGCGCCAAGGCAUGGGCUUUGUUCGAGUUUUU